This is a messenger RNA of Acanthisitta chloris (rifleman), 495 nucleotides long. It is a transcript of the gene TSPO2, whose product is annotated as translocator protein 2. The record is from RefSeq and is a predicted model, not a curated record. Gene Ontology annotation, cellular component: membrane; endoplasmic reticulum. The coding region runs from base 1 to 495 and encodes 164 amino acids. NCBI's taxonomy places the organism in Eukaryota, Metazoa, Chordata, Aves, Passeriformes, Acanthisittidae. Gene Ontology annotation, molecular function: cholesterol binding. The transcript is spliced from 3 exons.
AUGUGGGCGUACGCCGCAGGGUUCACCCUCCUGCCCCACCUUGGAGGCUUCCUGGGCUGGUUCGUGAACCGCAAGAAAAUACCUGCCUGGUAUGAGAAGCUGAAAAAACCUUCCUGGUGUCCAUCCCGCAAAAUAUUCCUUCUUGCUUGGCUCAUCCUCUACACAGGCACAGGCUAUGCUUCCUACCUGAUCUGGAACGACCUGGGGGGCUGCAGCAGCAAAGCCAUCGUCCCACUGGGGCUCUACGGGGCUCAGCUGGCCCUGAACUGGGCUUGGCCUCCCUUCUUCUUCGGUGCCCAAAACCUGAAUAUGGCCCUGAUCGACAUCCUGUGCCUGGAUGGGCUGGCGAUAGGCACCCUGUGCUCCUGGUACCGCAUCAACAAGGUGGCAGCGCUGCUGCUGCUGCCCUACCUGGGCUGGCUGGGCAUGGCCACCUGCCUCACCAUCCGCAUCUGGAAGGACAACCCCGGGCAGAAGGCAGGGAAGGGAGAAUAA